GUAAGGAGGCGGCGCGAUUCGGGUCAUAACUCAUAACAGGUUAUACAGGGCGUGCCUAUUCAAAUCUGGCGACAAUUACACUGGCAAGGAAGAACAUGAGCAACGAUAAACAGUUCGAAUUGUGCGUAGUUUGCAAGCUGAAUCAUAAUCAAGGCCGCCGCCAUAAUUUCCUCCCUAACCACAAAAAAUCGCUUGCCGCAACUCUCUCCCGCUUCCAAUCGAAGCUUUCCGAUAUCCGAUUCUUCAUCAAAAACCCUAUCCCUCUCCGCCCUGAGCAUGCCUCGCUCAAUCGCCUUUGGUGCCUCUUCUGCGAGUGUGAUAUUCUUGAACUGGACAGCUUCUUCGCUAGCGACAAUGCAAUUAGGCAUUUGGCUAGUGCGGGUCAUAUGAAGAAAGUGAAAGGGUUUUUAUGGAAGUAUGGUGGUGGAAUGGACAAGGUUGAUAACUUGAGGAUUACUAAGGCUGACUUUGCCAAGUGGGAGAAGAAGUGCAAUCUAUUGAAGAAGGGAGCUCUUGAUGGAGGAUCUCGUGCAACGUUAAUUGGACCCUCGAAUGAUAUCCAAAAUAAAACAAACACCGACUAUCUAAAUUGUUUUGACAAAGAUAAUAUUCAUGCUCUUAACCUUGAUGUUUCAAAUAGUGUUGUACCUUUACAAAAUUAUACUAAUGAGAGAUCUCAGAUAUCUGAAAACGAAAUGCGUAGUGUUACAAAUGGCCCUAAUUUGCCUGGUACGUGCAUGGGCGGAAAGUUCGGUGAAGAUGCUUGUUCCUCCAAUGGCGUGGCAAAUGGCCAAAAUUACUCAAGGUUUCGUGACACAACUUCUCACCAAUGUCUUAAUGGUGGUUCUGUAACCCCGGAUGGGAGAAUGACGAAGGGGAGGAAGAUUUCUCUGGGUCCUCCAAACAUUGCACAGAUAUCUUUAACAUUUCGAGAAAAUUCCCUUGGCAAUGUUCAUUCUGGUGCACCUCCUCCAUGGUUCAAUGAGACUGAGAAAAGUCAUCUAGAUUUUAUAUCAAAUCCCGGAGGGAGUGACCUUCCCCCUCCCAAUAAGAAGUCGAAACUAAACCCAAAUCGGGUUGGUGCUGCUUGGGCAGAGAGAAGAAAAGCUGAGAUGGAGUUGGAGAGUAAAGGGGAGCUUGUGACUUCCAAUUAUGAUGUGAAUUGGCUCCCAAAUUUUGGCAGAGUUUGGCAAUCAGGUACUAGGAAGGAAUCCAGAAAAGAAUUUCAGGUGGAGAAUAACAAAUUUGCUAAGGUUGAAAGCCAGUCCCAGAGUAUGGUGCAGUUACAGCCUUAUAUCAGUAAGCGAAAGCGCAAAGAUACUGUUGUUGAUGAGCUUGACUGACCUAAAAACCUCCGUACAGUGGAAUAAAAUGGUAUAAAGAUGAAAAGAUGUGGAGCAAAAUUGGAUAAAACGCCGUAGAAAAAGAAAGAAAAUUAAAAUAAUAAAAAAAAGGGGACACCCUUUGGGUCUUUGUCCCCCCCAAGUGAGACAACAAAAUACUAAGUGUCAAAGCAAAAGAAACGCAGCUAGGAAUAAAUUGAAAAACGCCACUGUUUUCAGCGCUAGGACCAGCGCUGGCCUGGACGCUGGAGGCGGAAGCUUUUCCUAUUUUAUUUGGGACAAGGUUAUUUCGGCUCUAUACAGUUCCAACUUGUAUAAAGGGGGUCCUAAACCUAAUUUGGAGUAUAUCGAACAUACUUUGAAGGAGAAUUCACGUGGGGCAACACAUACCACGCUUGGA
Nicotiana tabacum (common tobacco) is the source of this 1743-nucleotide messenger RNA. RefSeq names its product TITAN-like protein. The record is from RefSeq and is a predicted model, not a curated record. NCBI's taxonomy places the organism in Eukaryota, Viridiplantae, Streptophyta, Magnoliopsida, Solanales, Solanaceae.